Molecule: messenger RNA, 2759 nt
Organism: Mus caroli (Ryukyu mouse)
Lineage: Eukaryota; Metazoa; Chordata; Mammalia; Rodentia; Muridae
Gene: Terb1
Product: telomere repeat binding bouquet formation protein 1
Biological process (GO): homologous chromosome pairing at meiosis; meiotic attachment of telomere to nuclear envelope
Source: RefSeq, a predicted model, not a curated record
GGCCCCGCUUCCCUGGCUCACCUGAGGAGGUGGAUUGAGCUGAGGGCAGGGGCUUCCCUGACCUGGCGCCAGGCCCACGAAAGGGAAAAGGUCGUCCCCGUCUGCCCAGUCGGGCGACUGUGUGCGUCCGCGCUGCUCCCCGGGAUCCCGGGGCGGGGAAAGCGGCGGCCCCCACGGGGAUUCGGUUUGGGAGGAAGAGGACGGGAGCGCGUGCCCAGCAGCAGCAGCUGACGCUGGGAACUGGGCGAUUGCUCCCGGGAGGUCCGCCGGAGCCGGGCUCGGGAGCCGUGCAUGGUGCCCCGCGGAGAGCAGUGGAGGGAAGUCGUGGGCCUGCCUGCCCUCCUCACAGGCGUUCCUUCUUCCAGCUCUUUAGCAGAAAUGAAGACUGACCUGAAGUUACUGUUGGAAUGCCUGAAGUAUCACAUGGGCAACCCUUUGUCACAGAAGGAGGUUCUGAUCACGAUUCAUUCAGUUUGUAAACAAAACAGUGAUGCAGGUAUUUAUUUCCGGGAAAUUGGUGGUUUGAUGUUUAUAAUAAACCUUGCAAAGUCAAGUGAGCAGAGCUUGGUAAAAGAAGCAGCCUUAUACACAUUAGGAUCCAUUGCAGAAGAAAAUGUUUACUGUCAGCAAUCUUUGUGUACUUCAGAAUUAUUUCAAGAUUUAACCGGGCUCUUAACUAAUGAUGAUUCAAGCACAAAUUUGAAAAGAAUGUCUGUCUAUGUUCUUUUGGUUCUGGUUUCAAAUAAUAGAAAUGGACAAACUCUUGUGAGAGAAGUGGGUUGUAUUGAAAUUCUGUCACAGAUGUUCAGGACAGUUCUUUCCAAUUAUGAGUUGAAUUUGUCAGAUAAUAGUGUUUUCCAGAGCUAUCUGUUAUGGUCGUCUGUGUGCAGUACUCUGUGUGUAUGUGUCAACAAUCCUCAAAAUGAUGAGAAUCAAAUGCUUUGUUGUUCACUUUUUCCAUGUGUUAAUGAAUGGCUAAUGAACUGCAUGAGACCUGAGGUAAUUCGACCUAUAUGCUCAUUUAUUGGACUUACUCUUGCAAAUAAUACACAUGCUCAGAACUGCUUUGUAUCUUCGGGUGGACUGGAUGUUUUGUGUCAAGUUCUUGUGCAGCUGGAGUCUGAUUCACACAAUACUCUUUCCAGUGCUAAGCUUGCAGUCAUAGUGACAAAGACCAUGGAUGCAUGUAUUACUGAUAACUCAGCUGCUUUUACAGUGGUAUUAUCCAAGUACCGCAUUGUUUCUACACUUCUGGCAUUACUGCUUCAUGAAAGUCUUGAUUCAAGAGAAAAAUUUAGCAUCAUACUUGCCAUUGGUCACUGCACGGAGGAUUGUGAGAAAAAUCAGUAUGAACUUUUAAAAAACCAUGGGCUUCCACUGAUGAUACAAGCCUUAACUGAGUUUAAGAAUGAAAACCUAAGCAAAGCUGCCACUUACGUGCUUCACAACUGCAAAAAAAUUACUGGGAAAUUAUCUCUAAGUCUAGGACAGAAUUCUCUUGGUGAAAAUGAAACUGAACUAAAGGAGAUAAGCGGAAAAGAGACUCUUAGAGAGCACUGGAAGGCAGCAAAGGAAACUCUGUGCAGAAUAAAACAAUUUGAAAAAGGAGGGAAAGAGGAGAAGCAACAAAACAGGAGUGAACAAUAUAAGGAUAAUACCCCAUCUAUGAAAGUAAACAUACAGACCAAUUUGAAACGUCUCUGUGCAGAUAGUACUGGAGGUACCAGAGCAGAAGAUAAGGAUAUAAACCAGGCUAGAGAGCUUCGCAGCUAUAAGCCCAGUGAAAUCAUGUCUAAAGCUUGUGCAAAUGAAAACCAACUGACGACUCUGAAAAAGAACACAAAUCCAGUUAACACGUUCUGUAAGGAGAAAGGGCAGAAUAAGAUUGUACAUGAAACCACUCCAAGCUGUGCUCAAAACUUAAACGAGGAAAAAACCUUUGACCAAAAGGAUUCUGUUUCUCAAUCAAGUGACCGGGUCCUUAAACAUCUGCCUCAUACUGUCAAAAAUAGAAAGCAGGUACCAGAAACAGAUCCAUUUACAUUGUGUUUAGACAUAAUAGAUAGAGAAGUUGGUACUCAAGCAACUGACAGCUGUUCCAGAAUGUUAAAAUAUAAGUGCUCAGGUUGCAUAGUAGUAAGAAAACUCCUCAACAGCCGAAAUUUUAGCAAGCUUUUGCACUCUUGUGCAUACCAGUGUGUUCACCAUAAAGUCAUUAUGGAAGCCGAAGACAAAUAUAAAAAUGAACUAAGGAAAACAUUUAUCUGUGCAAAAAAAAUUUUGCUGACUCCCUGUAGAAGAAGACAACUUUGUAAAGAAUCUACUGCCUCUGAAGAACUAAAAAUUGUUCAUCAAAAACCAGAUAGUAAAAAACUUCCAGGUUUGGAGGCACAGGCCUUAAAUACCAACAUUCCAGAGGCUAUGGAAAGAAGAUCACCAGUUCCAGGCCAGAGUGGACUACAUAGUGAGUUUGAGGCAACCCCAGGCUACAUAGGAAAAGCCCAUCUCAAAAAAAGAAAAAGAAAGAAAAAAGAAAACCUACAAACUUCUUUUAGCAUGAUGUGACCUGUUUUGUUUUUACAUUUUGUUAAGCUAAGAAGCCUUACAGAUAGUAUGCAUGAACGUCAAAAAACUCUUAUUCUUAAAAACAACGAAAACUGGUAUUCAAAAUAACAAAUGUUGGUAUUCUUCUCUGUGAAGUUAUGGAGCCUUUGGGAAGACCGUAUCUGUGAGAUCCAUAAGCCGUUUGCUAACCGUUC